AUGGUGGUAGAUACGUCCUACUACGAUCUGCUUGGCGUUUCACCUGAUGCCAAAGCUAUCGACAUCAAAAAGGCGUACAGAAAAAAGUCCAUUCAAGAACAUCCAGAUAAAAACCCUAACGAUCCCAGCGCUACUGAACGAUUCCAAGCCAUAUCACAGGCUUACCAGGUCCUUAGUAAAGAUGAUCUACGUGCCAAGUAUGACAAAUUUGGAAAAGAAGAAGCAAUUCCCAAGGAAGGGUUUGAGGACGCAGCUGAACAGUUUUCGAUGAUUUUCGGCGGCGAUGCGUUCUCCUCAUACAUCGGUGAGUUGACUCUUCUGAAGAACUUACAAAAAACUGGUGAGCUCAGCGCCGAAGAUGAGCAGGAUGAAGCAAAUGAGAAAGCUAAUACAGAGGAGAAAGACAGUUUGCAUGAGCCAAAUAGUGCUGCUGAAACUUUGAAGAAGCUUCAAAUCUCCGAUAGCUAUGAGAAAGAGAAGCCGCAGGAUGAGACCAACAAAGCUGCCACGGAGAAACCCAAGAAGAAGACCAAACUAGAGAUUUUUGAGGAGGAACAAAAGCUGGAAAAGGAGAAAAGCAUAAAAGAGCUGAGCAAACUGCUGAGCGAUCGGCUUUCGAUUCUGACAGAAAGUGAAUAUAGUGCAGCCUGCAAGGAUUCCUUUGCUAAAAAAUUCGAGGAAGAGGCGAAUAUGCUCAAAAUGGAGUCUUUCGGGCUGGACAUUCUACACACUAUAGGCUACGUGUACUGCGAGAAGGGUCAAAUCUACCUUAAGUCGCAAUACGUAUGGGGAUUCGGGGGGGUAUUCCAAUCCAUCAAGGCGAAGAGCGGAGUCGUUAUGAAUACAUUGAAAACUGUUUCUGCUGCCUUGGAUGCUCAAAAUACGAUGCAGGAGCUAGAAAAGCUUAAGGCAGUGGCAGAAACGGAGGAGGUGCUUCGUGAUGACAAGGGCCAGGAAAUAGCGAAACCAACUGCCGAGGAGCUUGCGCAGCUGGAACAGCUUUUGAUGGGUAAAGUUCUAUCUGCAGCGUGGCACGGGUCCAAGUUCGAGAUAAUGUCCACGCUGAGGUCUGUCUGCGACAAUGUUUUGGAGGAUACGCGAGCAGACAAAAGGACCUUGAUAAGGAGAGCAGAAGCACUCGUAAUUUUGGGCCAAGUUUUCAAAAAAGCGUUCCGGUCAAAGGUUGAGCAAGAGGAGGCACAGGUGUUCGAAGAGUUGGUGGCUGAUGCUACGAAAAAGAAGUCGAGACACAAGUGA
Lachancea meyersii CBS 8951 is the source of this 1257-nucleotide messenger RNA. NCBI's taxonomy places the organism in Eukaryota, Fungi, Ascomycota, Saccharomycetes, Saccharomycetales, Saccharomycetaceae. The record is from the annotation of a GenBank genome assembly.